Messenger RNA from Symbiodinium pilosum, 3642 nucleotides. Lineage: Eukaryota; Dinophyceae; Suessiales; Symbiodiniaceae. The record is from the annotation of a GenBank genome assembly.
AUGCAACUAAGGCCAAAGCUUUACCAGCUGACAUUGCAGAGAUCUUCUGCAAUCACGCAUGCCAUCUACGGCAACUUCUCGGCCCCAAAGGCGCAGGAGAUUGUCUGCUCCCGGUACAAGACGCUGGAACUUCUGAGGCCAGACGAUUCUGGGAAAGUUCAAAGUAUCUUGUCCGUGGAGAUCUUUGGUGUUAUCCGAGCUCUGCACCCGUUUAGACUAACAGGAGCCAGCCGUGAUUACAUAGUCGUCGCAUCGGACUCCGGGAGAAUAGUUAUUCUGGAAUACGAUGGCACAAAGAACAUGUUCGAGAAGGUACACCAAGAGACCUUUGGCAAGACAGGUUGCCGAAGAAUUGUGCCUGGUCAGUAUCUUGCAGUUGACCCCAAGGGACGUGCAGUUAUGAUUGGUGCGAUUGAGAAGCAGAAGUUUGUGUACAUCUUGAAUCGGGAUUCAGCGGCGCGGCUGACGAUUUCAUCGCCACUGGAGGCGCACAAGAGUUACACCCUAGUAUAUGCCAUGGUUGGCAUGGAUGUGGGAUUUGAGAAUCCGCUCUUUGCAAGCAUUGAGCUCAGCUACGAAGAGGUGGACAAGGACCCGCAGGCAGAGCCUCCUCAGAAGAUGUUGACGCUCUAUGAGAUGGAUUUGGGAUUGAACCAUGUCACGCGGAAGUUUGCAGAUGCUGUGGACCACAGUGCGCACGCCCUGAUUGCUGUGCCUGGUGGUGUGGAUGGGCCGAGCGGUGUGCUGGUUUGCUGUGAGAACUGCCUGGUCUACAAGAAGCAAGGGCAUCCUGACGUGGUCUGCGCGAUUCCGAGGCGCCUUGAGAUGGCCCAGGAAAAGGGACUACUCAUUGUGGCCCAUGCCACGCAUAAGCUCAAAGACUUCUUCUUCUUUUUGAUCCAGAGCGAGUAUGGGGACCUCUACAAGGUGACGUUGACGCAUGAUGAGGACCUUGUCUCAGAGGUCCAGGUCAAGUACUUUGACACCGUGCCGCUCUCCAAUGCGCUCUGCGUUCUCAAGACUGGCUUCCUUUUUGCUGCAGCUGAGUUCGGCAACCAUGCCCUGUAUCAGUUCCAGGGUAUUGGCACGGACGAAGAGGAUCCGAUGUGCACAUCUUCGCAUCCUCACGGGGCACAGGCACUCGUUGCCUUCAAGCCGCGAGCGCUCAAGAACUUGAUGCUCUACGAUGAGAUGCCUUCUCUGUCUCCUGUGAUCGACAUGAAGGUUUUGGAUGCCACGGGUGAGGGCAAGCCGCAGCUCUAUGCCAUGUGUGGCCGAGGUCCACGAGCCUCUUUGAGAGUUCUUCGGCAUGGCUUGGCAGUGACUGAGAUGGCCGUGAGUGAGCUACCGGGAAAGCCGAAUGCAGUUUGGACCGUGAAGGCCACCAUGGACAGCGAGUAUGACCGAUACAUUGUGGUGUCCUUCGUAGACGUAACUCUCGUGCUGUCCAUUGGUGACACAGUGGAGGAGGUUCUGGACAGUGGCUUUCUUGCCACAGCUCCCUCUUUGCUCAUCCAGUUGAUGGCAGAUGAUUCUUACGUGCAGGUGCACCCUACGGGCAUCCGCCACUUGUUGCCACGGAGAACAAACGAGUGGAGGGUGCCUGGUCAGAAGCGCAUCGUAACAGCUGCUGCGAACGAGCGACAGGUUGUCAUUGCAUUGUCUGGUGGCGAAAUCUUGUAUUUCGAGAUUGACGAGAGCCACACUCUCAACGAGGUGGCUAAGCGUGACAUGAACUACGAGGUCCUAUGCAUUGCAGUGCAGCCCGUCCCGGACAACCGGCAGCGCGCAUCUUUCAUGGCUGUUGGAGGUGUGGACAACACCAUUCGAAUCCUGUCGCUGGAGCGUGAGAGGCCCCUGAAGCAGCUCAGUGCCCAAGCUUUGCAAUCACCUGCUGAAAGCGUUUGCCUCCUGGAGAUGAAGAACCUGGGACAAGCUGAGGAUGUCCAUAGCUUGUUCCUCAGCAUCGGUCUCAGUAGCGGCAUCCUCAUCCGGUCUGUGGUUGACUUUGUCACUGGUACGCUGAGCGAUCAGCGAUCCCGGUUUUUGGGGGCCAAAGCCGUGCGACUGCACAAGGUCUCAGUCCAGGGAAUGCCAGCGAUGCUUGCUUUGAGCACAAAGCCGUGGCUCUCUUACAAUUUCCAGGGCAAGAACCAUUGCACCCCUAUGAGCUAUGAGCAGUUGGAGUUCGCUUCCUCCUUUGCAUCAGAACAAUGCCCAGAAGGUUUUGUUGCAAUCUCUGGCAACACUCUGCGCAUUCUGGCCUGUGAGAGACUGGGUGAGCUCUUCAACCAGACAGUUAUGAACUUGUCCUACACUCCUCGACGCUUUGUGCCGCUUCCUCCCGCCGUCCUGCCACCGCCUGGGCAGCCAACCACCGAUCCCAUUAUGUUGGCGAUCUUGGAAGCGGACCACAACGCGUAUAACGAGGAGACGAAGCGAGAGAUCAGAGCAGCGCUGAAGAAGAUCCGCCUGACAAAAACGGUGGACGAUGAGCUUGAUGAUGUGAAGGAUGAGGAUGACGAGGAGGAUCUUCCAGAAGCGCAGGUCGGUACCUUCAAGGCCGGUGAAGGCAAAUGGGGGUCCUGCGUGCGAAUCGUCAAUCCAUCCAACUUGCUGCCGGUGUUCAAGCUCGAUCUAGACAUCGAUGAGGCUGCGCUGUGCUUGACAGUUUGCUACUUCUCUCAGCUGGCCAACCAGCCUUGCUUGGUUGUCGGAACUGUAUACAACAUGACGUUGUACCCGCGACAUGCACCCAAGGCUACCAUCAAAACAUACAUGUACGAUGAGCGCUACCAUCUCCAACUCAUUCACUCUACCCCGCUUGAUGAUGUGCCGCUUUGUCUCUUCCCGUUCGAAGGCCGUCUUCUGGCCAGCGUCGGAAAGUGCCUGCGGAUUUAUGAGCUGGGCAAGCGCAAGUUGUUGCGGAAGUGCGAGUACAAGAACAUUCCUGAAGGUCUGAUGUGGAUGCACGUUAAGGGGGACAAGAUCUUCACGGCUGACUUGCGCGAGUCCUUCCACAUCUUCAAGUAUCGUCGAUCAGACAAUCAGCUUUUCGUCCUUGCUGAUGACCAAGCUCCAAGAUGGACGACCUGCGCAACUGUUCUGGACAGUAUGACCAUGGCAGGCGCCGACAAGUUUGACAACUUCUUCAUCAGCAGAAUACCAGACGAGGCUCGCGAUGACGAAGGUGGCGACCACACUGGCCUUCGCUUGAAGGCUGACACAGCCUACCUCACCGGCGCGACGCCAAAGCUGGACAACAUCGUGCAGUUCCAUGUCGGUGAUACGGUGACCGCCCUCGAGAAGACCACGCUGGCACAGGGUGGAAGCGAACUGAUUUGCUACUCCACACUCCUAGGUGCGAUUGGUGCCUUCUAUCCUUUUGCUGGGAAGGAUGAGUUGGACUUCUUCCAGCACUUGGAAAUGUUUGUGCGGGCAGAGAAGCCUCCUUUGUGCGGAAGGGACCACAUCAUGUACCGUUCCUACCACUUUCCAGUGCAGAGUUGCGUUGAUGGGGACCUGUGCGAGCAGUUUAUGACGCUCACAGCUGAGAAGCAGAGACUGAUUGCUAGCGAGUUGGACCGGACACCAGCAGAGAUCAUCAAGAAGCUGGAGGAUAUGCGCAAUCGGCUGAUCUGA